AUGUUCCCGAUCACCUUCCUCCCGCUCCUCCUGGCGGUCACCUCAACCGUCUACCUUCCUCUCAUCACCCGCCGUCCUCCCUCACUCUCUUCCCCCGCGCACACCAUCUUCCUCCUUAUCGCCAUGGCUUUCGGCCUAGGCCUGGUAAGGUUCCUUCGCUCCGUCUUGGCUAACGCCGGUGUGUCGUUCGCCAGGUACCUCACGGACGAGGUCAAGUCCCGCCUGUUCUCGCCUUGCGCGCCGCUUGAACUGGUCCCUCUUCACGUCACCAGGUACCGCACCCGCACCGAGCCUCCGUCGCCUCCGUCGUCUCCCUCUUCGCGUCCUGCCCCUCCGUCGCCGCCCGCCAAGCCCACGCGCGACACCGCCCCUCCGACGCCGUUCAUGACCGGAAGCGGCAUCCUGAAGACGCCCGGCCGCCGCCCCUCGACGCCCGCCCGAAAGAGCCGUGUCGCCUUCUCGAGUUCGGUCGAGUUGCACGAGUUCAGCCCCCUCCCGAAGUCGAUCCUCCGCCCGACGCGCAGCUCGCACUUCAACCCCCCCGAGUGGGCCGACGACAUCGUGCCUCCGGCCGUGGAGGAAGCCGCCAAGAAGUGGUCGACCCGCCUUCAAGUCAACAUGGGCCCCAAGAGGGCUCUCCGGUUCGACCCUACCCCGCGUGUCAAGUUCAUUCCCUGCCUGAGGGAGGAGAAGUGGCGGGGGGCUCUGAUGGACGAGGUUGAGGCAUUUGACAAGAGUUGGCUCAAGCCGGUGACGAGGAGGGACGAAGACGGGGAUGUGGAGAUGGAGUGA
This is a messenger RNA of Diplodia corticola, 792 nucleotides long. RefSeq lists its product as uncharacterized. The transcript has a single exon. NCBI's taxonomy places the organism in Eukaryota, Fungi, Ascomycota, Dothideomycetes, Botryosphaeriales, Botryosphaeriaceae. The record is from RefSeq and is a predicted model, not a curated record. The coding region runs from base 1 to 792 and encodes 263 amino acids.